Messenger RNA from Emys orbicularis (European pond turtle), 1107 nucleotides. RefSeq names its product plasma membrane calcium-transporting ATPase 1-like. The record is from RefSeq and is a predicted model, not a curated record. Lineage: Eukaryota; Metazoa; Chordata; Testudines; Emydidae. Gene Ontology annotation, biological process: regulation of cytosolic calcium ion concentration. Gene Ontology annotation, molecular function: P-type calcium transporter activity; PDZ domain binding. Gene Ontology annotation, cellular component: plasma membrane; intracellular membrane-bounded organelle. The transcript is spliced from 2 exons. Bases 1 to 1107 code for a protein of 368 amino acids.
AUGGCAGUAGUCCAGGCUUUCAUCAGCGAAAUGCAUCAUAAAAUUAUUCCUGCACAUGAAUCAAUUCCUCAGACUACUCUGAGCUAUCUUUUAACAGGUAUUUCUGUGAAUUGUGCUUACACUUCCAAAAUAUUGCCUCCUGAAAAAGAAAGUGGCUUGCCACGUCAGAUUGGCAAUAAAACUGAAUUUACGUGGGGCAGAAAUGUAUAUGACAGUUUCUCCAAAUUCUUGCAGUUCCAGCUUACUGUCAAUGUAGUAGCAGUAAUUGUUGUAUUUGUGGGAGCAUGUAUUACACAAGAUUCACCACUGAAAACUGUGCAGAUGCUGCGGGUGAACCUCAUUAUGGACACAUUUGCUUCUCUUGCUUUAGCUACAGAAAAACCAACUGAGUCUCUCUUGCUAUGGAAGCCUUAUGGAAGAAAUAAACCCCUAAUUUCCCGCACAAUGAUGGAAAAACAUUUGGGUCAGGCAUUCUAUCAGCUCGUGGUCAUCUUUACACUUAUUUUUACUGGUGAAAAGCUUUUUGAUAUUGACAGUGGAAGAAAUGCUCCUCUGCAUUCCCCACCCUCCAACCAUUACACGAUUGUAUUCAAUACUUUUGUGUUGAUGCAGCUUUGUAAUGAAAUCAAUGCCCGAAAGGUUCAUGGUGAAAGGAAUGUCUUUGAGGGAAUAUUCAGUAAUGCCAUCUUUUGUGCUAUCACUGCUGGCACAUUAAUUGUACUUAUAGUAGAGUUUGGUGGGAAGCCCUAUAGUUGUACUGAGCUUACAGUAGAACAGUGGCUAUGGUCACUUUUCCUAGGGAUAGGAACAUUACAGUGGGGCCAGCUGAUAACAACAAUUCCAAAUAGCUAUUUGAAGUUCUUGACAGAACUUGGUCAUGGGCCGCCAAAGGAAGAAAUCCUUGAGGAAGAACUAGCUGAAGAUGCAGGAGAGAUUGACCAUGCUGAAAGAGAAUUACGUCGUGGUCAGAUCUUAUGGUUUAGGGGGAUGAACAGAAUUCAAGCUCAGAGCCGAGUGGUGAAUGCAUUUCAUACUUCCUUUUACGAGGAGUUAGAAAAACCACAAACACAAAGUUCAGUUCGCAGCUUAAGAGAAUCUCAGCAAUGA